UGCCAGGCGCUGGGGGUCGGUGAGUGAGCGGGGAGAGUCGCUGCUCGUCCGCAGCGGCGCUGCACACACACACGCACACACACGCAGGUUCUCCAGCACCGCCGAGACUCUCACGGCUAUGUAGCUCAGGGCUUUUCACAUGUCACUCAACCGAAGCUGAAGAACAGAACCGAAGCCAGCCGGGUCGCUUGUCGGGGCCGUUUAAGUAACGUUACUGCGGCGGCUAACGGAGCUAGCCUAGCGAUAAUCUGCCGGAGGGAGUAACGUUAGCCAUCAGCGGGGCACUUUCGCCUCACGUCCGCCGGGGGGAAAGAAGGACAACCCCCUCCCUCCUUUCUGGAGACCCAGCCGUCAACUAGAUGAUUAUGGAGAGGAAGAGGGUGGACUGUCCGGCUCUGCCGCCGGGCUGGAAGAAAGAAGAGGUGAUCCGGAAGUCGGGACUCAGCGCUGGCAAAAGUGAUGUUUAUUACUACAGCCCCACGGGGAAGAAGUUCAGAAGCAAACCCCAGCUGUCCCGUUACCUCGGCAACACGGUCGACCUAGCAUGCUUCGACUUCCGCACGGGAAAGAUGAUGCCCAGCAAAGUGCAAAAAAACAAACAGAGGCUUCGCAGCGAGAACCUCAGCCUGUCCAAGGGCAAGCCUGACCUCAACACGGCGCUGCCCAUCCGACAGACAGCGUCCAUUUUCAAACAGCCCGUCACCAAAGUGGUCAACCAUCCCAACAACAAAGUCAAGACAGACUUACAGAGAGCGACGGAGCAGCCUCGGCAGCUGUUCUGGGAGAAGAGGUUGAAAGGCUUGAGGUCGUCAGACGUCACAGAAGAGGUUCUCAGGACUAUGGAGCUUCCUAAAGGUUUACAAAGUGUAGGUCCAGAUGCGUCGGACGAAACCUUGCUGUCGGCCAUAGCCAGCGCUCUGCAUAUGAGUUCAGGCCCAAUCACGGGUCAGACGUCCACCGCCGCGGAGAAGAACCCAGCCAUCUGGCUCAACACCUCCCAGCCGCUCUGCAAAGCCUUCACCGUCACUGACGACGACAUCAGGGAGCAGGAGCUGAAGGUGUACCAGGCCAGGCGGAGUCUGGAGGAGGCCCUGAUGGCUGAUGGUUUGGCGCGGGCCGCCGAAUCUGCCAGAGAAAUGGAGGGCAAGGCUGCAUAGACUCCAGCAAGAAUGCACUGAAUUCAGGCUUCACCCCACUAUCGACCUCCUGGAGAUGAUGUCAUCGGUCUGCACUGAAAGCCGGACCGCAGACCCAAGCACACUUUUCCCACCCUCUUACAAAUAGCUUCAACCAAGGCCUUUUUUUUUUGUUUGUUUUUUUUUUGGAAAUAGAGCAUAUAUUUUCAAGUACAUAUCUACAUAUGAUUUAUGAUCAAGAACAAUUACUUAUUUUGUGUCAGAAAUUUUGAACCGAAAUGUUCAUUUUAUACAAAUACUGAGCAAUACUUCUGGGAAACUGAGUCAGGUUGCAAUCUGCUGGAUUUGUAUUGCUAACUUUUUUUUUUUUUUUUUUUUUUUCCGGUGUCAGUGGUUGUAAGGGAUUUGUCCUUUUCAGGGUUUGUAACAAAUUAAUGCAUUUACAUACUUAUGAGUGAGAACUUGCUUAUUUAAGAAAAAAUAAUUUUAUACCAUGAAA
Messenger RNA from Pygocentrus nattereri (red-bellied piranha), 1635 nucleotides. It is a transcript of the gene mbd2, whose product is annotated as methyl-CpG binding domain protein 2. Lineage: Eukaryota; Metazoa; Chordata; Actinopteri; Characiformes; Serrasalmidae. The transcript has 7 exons. The record is from RefSeq and is a predicted model, not a curated record. Gene Ontology annotation, molecular function: DNA binding. The coding region runs from base 360 to 1157 and encodes 265 amino acids.